AUGAACAAAUCACUUCUCUAUGCAUUGUUUUUAACCAUCCUUACAAUUUCUUCUGUGACCUGUGGCACCAAUUUCUCUUUGACUCCUCUCAGUAAACUAUUCGAAACUUCCAAAAGUUUGUCUAAAAAGAGAGGAUCAGCAGGUAAUUUAUGUUGUUUACCAAGAACUGUCUCCAUGCUUGGUGAUUACAUUUUUUUCACCCCAAAUUCCAUGAUUAAUUCUUUUAAUGGCACUUCCUCAUUCUAUGCAGAUUAUAAAUUAGGAAAGAUUAGACAAGAAGUCUCCAAAUCACCUACUGGUCAACCAACUCCUCACAUCCUCUACACAUUCAGAAUUGCUGGCUCCCAAUAUGUCAACUUUGAAAUCAUGAAUAAUCAAUGUGGAUGUGUCAAAUAUCAAUAUGAUUUCGAUUGGUUCUGUCUUCCAAAUCAAGGAAAUAUCAGCAAGGUCAGAAUUGGUCAUUUAGAUGCAAAGAGAAUUGUCUCCAAAUCGCAACAGCAAUUCAUGGAGACUUUCAUUUUCAAUGAUAAUCCAUCUCAGAGCGAGAAUUGUUGGAUUUUAAAUACCUACUCACAAGAUUCAUUUGGAAGUAGCUUGGAAAAUAAUUAUAAUAUGGUUGAGAGUGUUGAUCCAAAUGUGUUUAAGGUACCAGAUAUUUGUCCACCAAUUGAUCAAUGUAAAUCUGAAUAA
Naegleria gruberi is the source of this 690-nucleotide messenger RNA. RefSeq lists its product as uncharacterized. The record is from RefSeq and is a predicted model, not a curated record. Lineage: Eukaryota; Heterolobosea; Eutetramitea; Acrasida; Naegleriidae. The coding region runs from base 1 to 690 and encodes 229 amino acids. The transcript has a single exon.